Beta vulgaris subsp. vulgaris (sugar beet) is the source of this 880-nucleotide messenger RNA. RefSeq names its product jasmonate-induced protein homolog. NCBI's taxonomy places the organism in Eukaryota, Viridiplantae, Streptophyta, Magnoliopsida, Caryophyllales, Amaranthaceae. The coding region runs from base 170 to 706 and encodes 178 amino acids. The transcript is spliced from 3 exons. The record is from RefSeq and is a predicted model, not a curated record.
CUUUAUUUAGUGGGUGGUUUCUCAUAUAUACCGCCGGUUCUAUAAAUCCGUACUACUAGUUGAUAGUUGAUAGUUGAUAGUUGAUAGUUGAUAGUCAUAUUCCUUCUCAACAUUACUUUGCUCCUGAUCGUACGUGUACCGCGAAUUCUCAACUAAGGCUAAGACAACCAUGGCUGCAGCCCAACUACUCCGAGCAACUGCGCUUACUGAUGAGGAAAAGGCUAAAUUUGAGGAGCUGAAAGAGGCAGCAAGUUGUAAAAUAGCUUUGGAGGCUAAGGUUGACGUUAAGAAGCAAGCUGUUACUCAUGGCUAUAUCUUUAAUGGUCUUAAAGAUCAUGCAAAAUUGCAGAUGAUUGAUCAACAUAAUUGGUCUGGGAGUUCAGUACAGCCCUACCCCCAGGUUAUACCAUAUCACCGUGAACCCGCAGAGUUCGAGCACCGAGGGCUUCUUCCACCAGGCUCUAAGGGGGCAGUGCUUUAUGCUGAUGGUGCAAACUCCACUGCUCGAAAAUGGCUUGUGGCUUUUGACAAUCCAAGCAAGAAGGUUUACGUAGAAGCUGGGCCAACAGGACCAGUUAACUGGGAUGUAAUCGAAGUUAAACUUGAUGCAUCGGAAUCCACAAGUCGAUUCGAGGACACAGUUCUAGGAGGCAAGGCACUGGCAGUAAACUACGGUCAAAUCCUAAUGGUUUCCUUCUCUAAUUAGCCUGCUAUAAGUGCUAGAUGAGCACACCUAGCUACAAAGUCAUGCUGCAAGUAGGCAUUGUAAAAUAAGCUACUAGAAAUACACAAUAACGUCCUCUUGCUAAGUUUGUAACGCAGACAUUUCUAUUUUAUUAUACUGUUAUUAAAACGUGCGACAAGUAUUUGAAGCCUGUCA